Messenger RNA from Ostrea edulis (European flat oyster), 1408 nucleotides. RefSeq lists its product as uncharacterized. Lineage: Eukaryota; Metazoa; Mollusca; Bivalvia; Ostreida; Ostreidae. The transcript is spliced from 12 exons. The record is from RefSeq and is a predicted model, not a curated record. The coding region runs from base 155 to 1105 and encodes 316 amino acids.
GCAAUAUACACGGGCCUUUUAAAUGAUCAUCGUAAAAUGUAGAGAGCGAAACGAAAGUAGAACACAGCAAAUACCUGAAGAUAUUUCACUACUGUAAGUCACACCAGACCUGGGAUCUGCAGAAUUAGUGCGUGACCCAGAUGUUUACGUACUUAUGAAAGAAAAGAUGAUCUUAUGUUUCCUCAUAGUUCUGCUCAAUCAGUGUUUUGGGGAAGUUUUGAGCUGUCGUGCAUCAACAGCAACCAUAUCAUAUGUAUCUUCAUGUCCGAAAAACAAAGAGGAGUGGGGAAAGGCGUCCAGAUUAAAGAAUUGUGAAAGCAUAGCAGUCAUUCAGAAUUGCACAGCCCCCGUACAUUUUCAAUAUCACUGUUUGAUGAAUCAUUGGCGAAACGCAACAUUGGAAGUCUGUGCACCAAUAUUCUACAUACAAGGUUAUUGUGCCGAGUACAACACCCAAACGAAACAAGUGGUGGAAAACUACAACGAAGGAUUUGAAUGUCUGACGUUCCCUGAAUCUCAAAAAUGUCCGACAAGAUACGCGUCAAACGAGGCCUACAAAUAUCAGGCGUGCUAUAGUUACAAUCAUGAGCAAAACGCAACACCAAGAGCAAUAACUAAUGCAGUAGAUUUGAUUGAAGUAGUAAGGUCUGAAGACAACGGUAUUAUUGGUCUUGUGUUCAUAUUACUAGUAUUGCUGACCUUCGGUUUAAUCACUCUGGUACUUGUUUUGGUCAAGUACAGGAGACAAAUCUUCCCUGAAGGGUGUACAUCUAGAGAUAACCAUUCAUCAGAAAUAAAAGAGGAAAACAUAGAUCUUCUUGAUACAGACAACCAUACUAAUGCAGAUCGAGCUUCACUGCCAGACGAACGCGAAACGUCGUCUAAUAAGGGAUUAAGUGAAACCACUGUAUCUGAAAAUGUUAAUGAAAGUCUUGGUAGGAAGACGGAAGAGCAGAAUAUUAAACCAUUCAUGACAGAUAGACAUGUUGCAGCGUCUGAUGCAGGACACAGCAUAACCAGAGAUGAACAACCUCUAUCAAAGUUUGGGAAAAAGAAUAGGGCACCAAACGUUCCUCCAGGAAACAUCAAGAAAAGCAAAAACUGAUGUCGUACUUUUAUUUAAAUACAUGUAAUUUUCAAGGAUAUUCAGAUAUUGAAUCCGCUACCAAAACAAUUGUAUAAGUAGUGAUAUACAUUAUUAAGGUUGUUGUGAAUGUUCAAUAUGUACAUUUAAUUUCUUACUUUCAUGAUUCAUUACUUGCAGCAAUUGAUAAAAUAUAGCAUAUGAAAAUAAGGAUAGUUUGUCCUAUUUAUCGAUAUAUGAAGUUUGUUGUUUUAAAUAUGUACAUGUAUCACUUUAAAGUCAUAGGAGACGAUUUUCAAAAUAAAAGUUUGUUCUGGACAAAAA